ACAUAAAGAACCAAAGUAAAAGUAAAAGAGAAUUACUAGAGUGAAAAGGACGGACACGAGUUCAAUAAACUUAGAAAAUGUUUGUGCUUUUUGUGUUCUUGUUCCCAUGUUUAAAAGUCGUCAGUGCAGACAACUUCAAGCAACUGACCACAAGAGAAGAGAAACUGAAAGAAAUGCAACCAAAAGUCUGUCAACAUGACAGCAGUGUGAUAAGAGGAAAUUAAUCAGUGAAUCAAAUCUCAAUUAUUCAAAGAUUCUCACUCACUAAUGAUUUUUCUGACAUAUAUAGCUGGACAAACACCAUUUCCUGAGUUCAGUGCUGUGCUGAUGUUGGAUGAUGUGCAAAUAGCAUAUUAUGACUCAAAAACAUGGAAACUUGUCUAUCGCUCUCACAAUGAAUCAAAAUACUAUGAUGAAGAGAAAAGCAAUGCUGAAUAUGUAUUUCGUGUUCAAUAUAACGAACUGAAAUAUUUGGAAUUCCAUUAUAAUGAUCACUUCAAUCACUCAGGUGUACAUGUUACUCAGAGACUUGCUGGAUGUGAAUUGUUGAACAAUGAUAAACCUGGUCCACUUUAUUACUGGGAUGCGUUUGAUGGACAGAACGUUGGGGAGUUGACUUUUGACAUUGAAAAAAAGGAAAUCCAGAAUAAACUGCUAUGGAAAACAUGGGACCAAGCAGCACAGUUUCGUAUAAAGUUCCUGCAUCAAAAUGUUUAUCAUCCUAUUUGCAUUAAAACCUUGCGGAGGUACCUGAACAUGGAAAAGAACAAUGUGAUGAGAAAAGUGAAACCCAGAGUCAGACUCAUGAAGAAGAUGCUCCCAGACUCUCAAGGGCUUCAGAUCAGCUGUCUGGCCACUGGUUUUUACCCCCGUCACAUUAACCUGACCCUGUUCAGAGACGGUCAGCCUGUGGAUGAUGAUCAGAUCACAGGAGGAGAGAUUCUGCCCAACGGAGAUGGAACUUACCAGAUGAGGAAGAGUUUGGUGAUCAGUAAAGAAAAGCUACGUCAAGAACAUAAAUACAACUGCACAAUGCAACGCCUCAAUCUGGACAACAAACUGGACAUUACAUCUGAUGUGGAUGAAUCUGACCCAGGAUCCUUCAGUCUGCCUGUCGUGAUCAGUGUGCUGCUGCUGCUGGUGUUCAUGUGUGGGGCUGGUUUCGUCAAGAAGAGACGAGCUGCUGGACGAGGAUCUGAGACAACACAGAGUGAUUAUUCACUUGCUUCAUCUUCUGCCUGUCACGGAGACAAACCCCGUGAUUCCCUCUACUGGCCAGCAGAGGGCUCCAUCUCCGGAAUAUUGACUCUUAUGCACUCUCUCUCAACUACACUUCCCAUCUACCCCGUGCAUUGGACUCUGAUCACCACACAGGUGCAGCUCUUUUGUACGGCUAUAUAAGCUGCACAAUCACAUCAAUCAAACGCGAAGUCUUGUUUUGCUCCGGCUGACAUUUCCAAGCGUUAUUUCCCGUGUUUGAUUUCCUGUUACCAGUACUGUUUUGCUUACCGUCUCUUGAACCUUUGCUGCCUGCCUCUUGACCU
Carassius auratus (goldfish) is the source of this 1544-nucleotide messenger RNA. RefSeq names its product major histocompatibility complex class I-related gene protein-like. Bases 268 to 1401 code for a protein of 377 amino acids. Gene Ontology annotation, biological process: immune response. The transcript is spliced from 8 exons. The record is from RefSeq and is a predicted model, not a curated record. Gene Ontology annotation, cellular component: external side of plasma membrane. Lineage: Eukaryota; Metazoa; Chordata; Actinopteri; Cypriniformes; Cyprinidae.